AUGUCUAUUGUCAACAACAACGAAAAUUCAGAAGAAAUCAAAACGAUGCGCAAGCUUCAUGGCGACCUUGUAUUAGAAGAGUCUGGCUUCUUUAAAAAAGUAACCCAAAAGGACUCUCAGUUGAAUAAACAUACUGCUGAAGCUUAUUAUAAAAACUGGAAAGAUACAGACAACCUUCAAGAUAACGAAAAGGAUGUCGAGCAAAGACGUCAUGAAGCCCAGAAUAUGACCAACUCUUUUUACGAUCUGGUAACUGAUUUCUAUGAGUACGGGUGGGGUCAAUCAUUCCAUUUUGCAAAAUUAUACAAGGGUGACUCAUUUAAAGAGAACAUCAACCGCCAUGAAGCUUAUUUAGCCCUAAAAUUGGGAUUGAAGAAGGGCAUGAAAGUGCUGGACACGGGAUGCGGCGUGGGUGGUCCCCUCAGGGAAGUAGUCAAGGCAUCCAAUGGUGCUCAUGUUACCGGUAUCAAUAACAAUGCCUAUCAAUUACAACGUUGUGAAGCAUACUCUUUCAAAUACGGAUUGUCAAAUUACACAAGCUUCAUCAAAGGUGAUUUUACCAACAUGCCCAUUGAAGACGAGACAUUUGACAGUGUCUUUUCCGUCGAGGCAACAGUGCAUGCGCCUCGACUUGAGCAAGUAUAUGGUGAAAUCUAUCGUGUAUUGAAGCCAGGUGGUAAAUUUGCUUGCUAUGAGUGGUGCACAACGGAUAUCUAUGACGAAAGCGAUGUCUCAAUGAAGAAAAUUGUACAUGCUAUCGAGUUGGGUAAUUCUAUCUCGAAAUUAUAUACUACAAAGCAAUGUAUACAAGCAUUGGAAACUGUUGGGUUCAAGGUUUUAGAGCAAGGCGAUAUGGGCGAGGUGGAUAGCGCUACUAACCCUUGGUAUAAUACGUUGAAGGCUCCUGAUGGUGGAUUUCGCGGUUUCCUGCGCUCUUCAAUCGGUCGCACCUAUACCAAUACACUCAUGACGUUCCUUGAUAAGUUUGGUCUGGUUCCCUCUGGUGUUUUGGAGACAUCUCAACUGUUGAAUGCUGCUGCGGAUAAUUUAGUUGCCGGUGGUGAAAUGGGCAUCUUUACUCCAAUGUUCUUUUUCUUGGUCGAGAAGCCUUUUACUGUCGCCCCUACCGCUUAA
Mucor velutinosus is the source of this 1134-nucleotide messenger RNA. Its product is annotated as Cytoplasmic glyoxalase II. Gene Ontology annotation, cellular component: endoplasmic reticulum. The coding region runs from base 1 to 1134 and encodes 377 amino acids. Gene Ontology annotation, biological process: ergosterol biosynthetic process. Gene Ontology annotation, molecular function: sterol 24-C-methyltransferase activity. The record is from RefSeq and is a predicted model, not a curated record. The transcript has 3 exons. Lineage: Eukaryota; Fungi; Mucoromycota; Mucoromycetes; Mucorales; Mucoraceae.